CUAUUAUCCGGAUUCUUCCUGUUUCUUUCCCAGUAUGACAGCAGUAAUCAAAAAGAGCACCAAUAGGCUCACUUCUUACGUUAUCCUUAUCUUCCGGUAAAUCGGAUAAGCCCUACACACCCUAGAUAAAAAAACAUUUGGACACGAGGGAGGAGGGAAAGGAGUGGUUUAUGAAACUGAUUUUAAGCCACCACGAAGCGAGCUCUCCCCCCGGCAAUCUUAAGGGUGUUUCUCAAUCAAAGAACUUAUAGCAUCUCUACUUUCACUACCGAACACCUCUCGCCCCCAGGAGUCAGCGUAGUUUCCAUGGUGUUAGGUUGCCCCCUACGUUAGGUACAGACCGUUACGGUUUUCUUCCUCCCACCUGGGACCGAAGGGGUGGGAGAACCCCAGCCAGCCCUCAACAAAGAGGAUCUCGGAGAAGCGACCGCAGCCUCCGCCCCGCUCCCUCCGCAGCCCCUCGCCCCCUGGCUCCUUCCGCGCGUGCGCGAAUGGUCGCCCACCCCCAGCAAGCCGGAGCAGAGGGGACGCGGGGGCGCGCACGGAAGGGGGGUCGAUUGGAAAGCUGAGGGCUCCAAGUCCUUGGGGACCUCGGGCUAAAUAGAGUGGAAAAUGCUUCAGGAAACAUCUCGAGGCCACUCACCGCGUGCGGAAGACUGCUGCGGCAACCCACCAGCCCUCCCCAAAAGAAAAUCGUGAAUACAGGAACCGACAACCCUCCCGCCCACGCGGAGUCAACCGCCUCCGACCGCGGCUCCAUCCGGCUUCCCCGUGCCGACAAUGGCGCCGGCCUUGGGACGAGAGGAAGCGCGAGAGCUGAAACUCACCGGCAGCCACACAAUCCAGGGAAAGUCCAAGGCUGAGGUCUACCUGCAAGAUGGAAUGAAGAAUUAAGGAAGAAUACUGCUGUACAGAGUAAUGAUGCGGGUGUGCUGGUUGGUGAGACAGGAUAGCCGGCACCAGCGAAUCAGACUUCCACAUUUGGAGGCAGUGGUGGUUGGGCGUGGCCCAGAGACCAAGAUCAUUGACAAGAAAUGUUCUCGACAGCAAGUACAGUUGAAAGCAGAGUGUAACAAAGGAUAUGUCAAGGUAAAGCAGGUAGGGGUCAAUCCCACCAGCAUUGAUUCAGUCAUAAUUGGGAAGGACCAAGAGGUGAAGCUGCAGCCUGGCCAGGUUCUCCACAUGGUGAAUGAACUUUAUCCAUAUACUGUAGAGUUUGAGGAAGAGGCAGAGAGCCCUGGCCUGGAAACACACAGGAAGAGAAAGAGGUCAGGCAACAAUGAUUCUAUAGAAAGGGGUGCUGCCCAGGAAGCUGACUCCCAUACAGGACUGGAACCUGGGAGUGACCCUGGCCAAUGCUCUGUGCCCUCAAAGAAGGAGAAAGAUGCGUCUACCAAAAAGGAAUCAUUGGGCCACUGGAGUCAAGGCUUAAAAAUUUCUAUGCAGGAUCCCAAAAUGCAGGUUUACAAAGAUGAGCAGGUAGUGGUGAUUAAGGAUAAAUACCCCAAGGCUCGUCACCACUGGCUGGUCUUACCAUGGGCUUCCAUUUCCAGUCUGAAGGCUGUGACCAGGGAACAUCUUGAGCUCCUUAAACACAUGCACACUGUGGGGGAAAAGAUGAUUACAGAUUUUGCUGGGUCCAGCAAACUCCGCUUCCGAUUGGGUUACCAUGCCAUUCCCAGCAUGAGCCAUGUACAUCUUCAUGUGAUCAGUCAGGAUUUUGAUUCUCCUUGCCUCAAAAACAAAAAACAUUGGAAUUCUUUCAAUACAGAAUACUUCAUAGAAUCGCAAGCUGUGAUAGAGAUGGUACAGACCGCUGGCAGAGUGAGUGUCCGAGAUGGGAUGCCUGAGCUCUUGAAGCUGCCCCUCCGUUGUCACGAGUGCCAGCAGCUGCUGCCUUCCAUUCCUCAGCUGAAAGAGCAUCUCAGGAGACACUGGCCAAAGUGAUUCUGUGGAGCCUGAACUUUUGCAGCAGGAUAAGGGGAACUCCUUCCUAUACAAAUCCAACUCCUCACCUUGACCACAAGUCCAAGAUGGAAGCAUCUGUGUUCUGGGCAGGAGGAUGGAAGAGAAGAUGAAGAAGGGGAUCAAGGAUUCACACAUACUCUUUGAGGAAGUUUCCUGGAAUCUCCUCCAUGAUUCUUCUUUUUGUAUUACCAUGGCCAGAAUUCAGCCACAAGCCAAAGGUGACCAAGCUUUAAGGGCAGCUGUGAGAUAUAACCUUUAUUUUUGGCAAAUCCAUGCUCAACUAAAAUUUUUAUUAUUACAGAAGCAGCAUAGAAUGUAAAUUAGAGACAUUGAACAGUGUCUACCAGUAUUCCUUUGCACAUGAAAAAAAAUUAAGUUCCCUCACUCUUUUUUCUUAUUUUUUACUUAUAUUGCAAAUAUUUUGCAAAUAUUACCUUUUAAUUUUAUAAUCUUUAAUUUUUUUAUGCUCUCAUCAUACAGAAGAGGGAACAUGAAGGGGGGAGAAGGGCAGAGGCAGAGAGAGGAAAUCCCCAGCAGGCUCCAUGCUCAGCACAGAGCCCAAUGUGGGCUUGAUGCGGAACUUGAUCCCAUGACCCUGGGACCAUGACCCAAGCCAAAAUCAAGAGUGGGACCCUCAACCGACUGAGCCACCCAGGUACCCCAGGCAUUCCGUUUUAUAAAACUAAUUUCUUGUUUCUGGAUUUUAUAUUUUGCUUAAGUAGGCCUUCCUUAUCCAUAUGUUCUCAUAUUUUCUUUUGGUAGUUUUAUACUUUUGUUUUUUUUUUUUUUUACUUUAGAUCUUCAUUAUAUGUGGUAUUUAAAUUUUGGUAGUGUGACAUAGGGAUCCAUCUUUAUUUUUUCAAUUUUUAUCUAACUCCAACUCGUUUUAAACUAGCCUUCAUUCUCAUUCAUUUGAAAUGCCACAUUUAUGGUGAACUAAAUUUUAAUACAUACACAAGUCUGUUAUGGGCUCCCUAUUUCAGUUAUAUUGAGCUAUUACUAAACUCUCAAUUUUUGUUACCAUGGUUUUGUAGAAUUUCUUUAUUCUUCACUCUUUUUCUUCUUUUCCUCCCCACUCCUCCUCCUUUCUCUACUCUUACUUUCAUUUCACCUAGCUGAGCUUGUAGGACACUCCUAUGAGGGUGAGACAAACUGGUACAAGCUUCCACCUCUGUUUUCUUCACUGUAGAAUCUUUGUGCCUCUUGUACUCAGCACCUUUGCAUUUCUUUUUUUUUUUUUUUUUUUUAAUUUUUUUUUUUUUUCAACGUUUAUUUAUUUUUGGGACAGAGAGAGACAGAGCAUGAACGGGGGAGGGGCAGAGAGAGA
Prionailurus viverrinus (fishing cat) is the source of this 3295-nucleotide messenger RNA. It is a transcript of the gene APTX, whose product is annotated as aprataxin. The transcript is spliced from 10 exons. Gene Ontology annotation, cellular component: nucleus. The record is from RefSeq and is a predicted model, not a curated record. Gene Ontology annotation, biological process: double-strand break repair; single strand break repair. Gene Ontology annotation, molecular function: protein binding; DNA 5'-adenosine monophosphate hydrolase activity; double-stranded RNA binding. NCBI's taxonomy places the organism in Eukaryota, Metazoa, Chordata, Mammalia, Carnivora, Felidae. The coding region runs from base 919 to 1947 and encodes 342 amino acids.